Molecule: messenger RNA, 770 nt
Organism: Triticum aestivum (bread wheat)
Lineage: Eukaryota; Viridiplantae; Streptophyta; Magnoliopsida; Poales; Poaceae
Product: F-box protein SKIP19-like
Exons: 2
Coding region: 105-770 (221 amino acids)
Molecular function (GO): protein binding
Source: RefSeq, a predicted model, not a curated record
AACAUGGUUGGCACGAGAUUUCGGCCAGAACGCGUGAAGAAAGGCCUCGUAUUCAACAGUCAAAGACCGACGGGUUCACGUCCCAGAGGAUUGAUCGAUCAUCGAUGGACGAUGGGGCGCUUCCCCGGUCAGAGCCGCCUGCCACGGACUGGUCGCUGCUGCCCCUCGACACCCUCGCCUCGAUCUUCGUCAGGCUCGGCGCCGUCGAGGUCCUCAUGGGCGCCGGCCUCGUGUGCCGCUCGUGGCUCGAGGCGGCCAAGUUGCCCGAUGUAUGGCGAGCCGUGGACAUGGAGAAGCACGAGGUCGUGGUCCGGAAGAGCAGUGUUGUCCUGCGCGCAAUGGCGAAGGCGGCCGUGGACCGUUCCGGCGGACAGCUUCGGGUGUUCGCCGGGAGGUUCUUUGUCACCGAUGAGCUCCUACAGUAUAUCUUGGAAAGGUCGCCCUCGCUGACUACCCUGCGGCUUUUAUCCUGCCCCCGAAGCAAACGACUCCUCAACGUGAUAAGAGAGUCACCUCUGCUGGAGCUGCGCUCCCUGGUAGUUGAAUACAGCGACCUCACCGUGCGAGAGCUGAGCGACGUCCUUGAGAGCUGCCCUGUCCUGGAGUUUGUUCGGGUGCGCUGCAAUCGCUCAAAGAUGUACUAUGGCGAAGACGAGGAGCAGGCCCUGCGAGCGAAAUUCGCCCGGAUCAAGACCAUCAAGGUCGAGUAUGAUGGUCCGUCGCUCUCGUUCUACUCGCGAAUGCUAAAUUUGCCCGGAUCGAGACCAUGA